Molecule: messenger RNA, 303 nt
Organism: Rodentolepis nana
Lineage: Eukaryota; Metazoa; Platyhelminthes; Cestoda; Cyclophyllidea; Hymenolepididae
Source: the annotation of a GenBank genome assembly
AUGGCCAAAUAUUGGCUUCCAAAUUGUCUUGAUUCAUCUGGCCAAACAACUGUUGUUAUUCAGCAACCAACGCGGUUGUCCGACAACAGUGAGCAAAUAUUUUGUCCAAGAUGCAAUCGACUCGUGAUGUCUAAAACCGAGAGUAAAGUUGGUAAUGCAACAUGGCUUGCCUCAUGCAUUAUUUUCUUUCUUGGUGGUCCACUUCUGUGUUGCCUGAUUCCAUUCUGCUGUAGAAAGUGUAAGAAUAUUGAGCACCAAUGUCCAAAUUGUGGAUAUGAGUUAGGUCUCUAUAAACGCAUUUGA